AUGCUCUCCGUGGGUUCGGUAGAGCCAUCCCAGCAUGCAAGUCGUGAUAUGCCCGCGUGGGUUUGGGCUCCCGCCUCGAUGCCCCCCGCGGGCAGCAGCAGUCACGCCGGCGGCGCCCAUGGAGCUGCGGCGGUCGGCAGCACGGGUCAUGGCACGGAUGCGAGCGCAGCGAACGGCAGUGCGCCUCCCAGCAGCGCACCGCUCCCGUCACCCUACUGGGACAUGGGCAUGCCUAUGGAACGCACGGCGCACGGCCAGUCGCCGUCUCGAUACAUGAUGUACCGCAGCGCCGCACCAUCGGACUUGUUCCCCCCUCCUGCCUCAUCGAUGAUGCCCCCGAUGCCUCCCCCUCACGCCAUGUAUCCUCCUCACGCAGUAGCUGCGCCUUUCGCUCUUCCUAUGCAUCCUGAUCCCGCCGCUCUGGCCCGCUCGUCCGGUGCCGCACCCAGCGGCUAUCCCCUGCUGUCCUUCGGCGCCGCGGGCGGCGCCUAUCCCUACGUCGAUGCGCAGUCCAUGCCGAUGCUCAUGCAAGUCCCGCCUGCCACCGCUGCUACGAUGGCGUCGCAGUACACGGCCUCGAUGCCAGGCCCGGGGACGGCGCCGCCGCCGUCUGUGCUGGAAGCACGCACCGAUGCCCUGUCCGAGACAUGGGGCACGUUGGCGCCCACGCCCGCGGCGACCGCCAACAUGGAGGAUCUGCUGGCGCUGUCGCGGCAGGCGCAAAUGGAGGCGGAUGGCGGCCCGAAUGCCAAUGUGUUUGUGUGUCCGCACUGCGAAAAGCGGUAUGUCGGCAAGCAUGCACGCAGCAUUUGGCGGCGCCACUUGCAGGACAAGCACGCGAUCCCCCUGAGUGUCCAGCCGCGCCGGACGCGCUGGGACCGGGACGUGAAUCGGCCGCGCAAUGCUGCCGAGCGCCGUGAGCGCAUGCUGGAAAGCAAGCGUCGCUGGGCGCGCAAGAAACGCGAGCAGGAGCGGCGUUCCGCGUCAGCCAGUCGAUCGAAUAGCGUGGCGCUGUCCAAGUCGGAGGUCGCGACGAACGCGUCCGGCACGCCGACGCCGAGCGAGCCCGACUCGGAAGGACGCGAGCCAUCUGUCAAGGUCGAAGAGGUGGCGCCCGGCAAGACGACGACUCAGCGCACCGCCCUCGCACCCUUCGAUACCAAUGUCCCGAUGCCGCCGCGCGUGGCCGAGGCCAAGUCUCCCAGCACGCUGGAUGGCACGAAGCUGUUCAUGCCGUCGCCGCUGCAGUCUACACCCAUGCGCAACGCUUUUACGCAUCCCCGUGGUCUCUUUGCGAGUCCCUCCGAGGCGCGGCCUGCGCCUGACUCGGUGCGGCGGCUCAUGCCCUUUCCUCCGCCCUCGCUCACGAAACGCACCCCCUUUUCGCGUAUGGAGCCGUCGCCGCGCUCGACACUGCAUGCUCCGCGCCAGAGCCACUUUGAUGCACCCUUGAGCCCCUCGGUGCGCUCGUUCCGUGCACCUCGAGCUGGUGGCGACCAGUUCUCGAGUCCGCAGCAUCUCAAUUUGACGCAGAGUUUGGGCCUGGCGCCGCAGUCGGCCAGCCGGGGCGGUGGCGCCACGUUUGGGUCCAUGUACGCGGCGUCGAAUAUGACGCCGAUGGGCGCGGGCGGCACGCCAUUCGGACGCAUGCCCAUGGGCUUCACCCCGACGAUCAACGGCCUCCUUCGCGGCGGCAUCGGCGAUGUGUCGGGCCACGGCUUCCUGGGCGGUGGCGAUCUGAGCAUGUUCGGCCUUACGGACUCGCCCCACAUCCUUCGCAGCAGUGUGCGUCGCUCGCCCAAGCGGUCGAGCGGCAUCACGUCGUCAUUCCAGUCGAGCUCGGAGCGCGAUGACGACGACGACGACGAGCCCGAGAACAGCAUGCGCAUCAUCUCGCCGUCUGUGCGUCAGCGCGUACGUGGCCAUGCCAAGCGGCCCAGCCACGACACACCAUCCAAGGUCGGUACUCCGCUGCGUGGUGCACGCGGCAGCGGCCGCCUACGCUCUACGCCGCGGCACUCGACCACGCUCCGAUAA
Molecule: messenger RNA, 2037 nt
Organism: Malassezia restricta
Lineage: Eukaryota; Fungi; Basidiomycota; Malasseziomycetes; Malasseziales; Malasseziaceae
Exons: 1
Coding region: 1-2037 (678 amino acids)
Source: RefSeq, a predicted model, not a curated record